CAACUAGAUUUUCCAACAAAUCCCAUCAAAUUAUCUUCUUAAUAAGUUUAUGUUAAUUGAUUUAACCAUUUUAUUUAACUAUAAUUAGCUAAAGUUUAGUAGUAAUUUCGUCUUUAAAUAUUCCUGCAUUCUUCUUCCCCUGAAAUCCACCCAAAAAAGAUCCUUAGAUCAAAAGAAUUUGCAAUUUCUAUUAAAAGGGGGACAUUAUUUAAAAAAAAAAAAGUGAUUUAGUGAACCAAUUUUCAUCGCAUUAAGAUCUCUUUUGUUUUUUCCGAUUCUUUUGAUUCCAAUGUCUAAGAUUUUCCAGAAGAAUUCAAUCGCUAGGGUUUAGAGGUGAUUUCUAAUUUUUAAUUUUACCCCACAAAAAAAAAAAAAAAAAAUGGCGAGGACUAGAUCAUCAUCUUGUUGGAGAUUUGCAAAUCCAUCUUAUUAUUUGAAACGUCCAAAAAAGCUAGCUUUAUUAUUUAUGGCAUUUGUUAUUGGCACUUUAUUUAUUUGGGAUCGUCAAACUCUGGUUAAAGAGCAUGAGGAGCAGAUUGCAAAGCUAAAACUAGAUGUCAGGCGGUUGCAGGAAGAGAUUGAAGGUUCCUUAAGUGUUGGUGUAAUAAAGAAUGAUUAUUUAGCAAAAAAGGUUUUAUCAGAUGAUCCUAUUGAUGUUGAGCGGCGCCAGAAAGUGAAAGAGGCAAUGCUUCAUGCUUGGAGUUCAUAUGAGAAAUAUGCUUGGGGACAAGAUGAGCUUCAGCCUCAAACAAAGAGCGGUGUCAAUAGCUUUGGAGGUCUUGGCGCUACACUAAUAGACUCAUUGGAUACGUUGUAUAUAAUGGGCCUCACUGAACAAUUUGAGAGAGCUAGAGAGUGGGUUGCCACUUCUUUGGAUUUCAACAAAGAUUAUGAUGCCAGUGUCUUUGAGACAACCAUAAGAGUUGUUGGAGGACUUCUAAGUGCAUAUGAUCUCUCCAAUGAUAAAAUUUUUCUUGAAAAAGCUCAAGACAUUGCUGAUAGAUUGCUGCCGGCAUGGGACUCUUCCUCGGGUAUACCAUAUAAUGUUAUUAACUUGGCUCAUGGAAGAUCACAUAAUAAUAGAUGGUCAGGGGGUGACAGCAUAUUAGCAGAUUCAGGAACCGAGCAACUUGAAUUUAUCACACUCUCUCAGAGGACAGGGGACCCCAAGUACCAGCAAAAGGUAGAAAACGUAAUAUCGGUGUUCAAUAGAACCUUCCCUGACGAUGGCCUUCUGUCUAUAUAUAUUGAUCCUGAUACUGGGUCGGGAUCACGUUCGACUGUUACUUUUGGUGCCAUGGGCGACAGCUUUUAUGAAUAUCUUCUCAAAGUAUGGAUACAGGGGAACAAAACUGCAUCUGUAAAGUUGUAUAGAGAAAUGUGGGAGAAAUCAAUGAACGGCCUUUUGACUUUGGUUAAAAGAACAACACCUUCAUCUUUCACUUAUAUUUGCGAGAGAAAUGGGAAUUCUUUAACUCAUAAGAUGGACGAGUUAGCGUGCUUUGCUCCGGGAAUGUUGGCUUUAGGAUCAUCUGGUUACGGUCCAGGAGACUCUGAGAAAUUUAUGUCGCUUGCUCAAGAGCUAGCAUGGACAUGCUAUAAUUUCUACCAGUUGACUCCUACAAAAUUAGCAGGGGAGAAUUACUUCUUUCACACAGGACAGGAUAUGUCUGUGGGCACAUCAUGGAACAUCUUGAGACCAGAAACAGUGGAAUCACUGUUCUACUUGUGGCGCCUUACGGGAAAUAAAACAUACCAAGAAUGGGGUUGGAACAUAUUCCAAGCGUUCGAGAAAAACUCCCGCGUAGAAUCAGGCUAUGUCGGGCUCAAGGAUGUAAAUAGCGGCAUUAAAGACAAUAUGAUGCAAAGUUUUUUCCUAGCCGAAACCCUCAAGUAUUUGUAUCUUCUCUUCUCACCCCCAUCGGUCAUUCCCCUAGAUCAAUGGGUUUUCAACACCGAGGCUCAUCCACUAAAAAUCGUAACUCGACACGACAGUGACAAGCAACACUAUAGACCUAUUAUUCGACAACGUGCUAGGAAGGAAGGCCGAAAUUAACCUUCGCACAAACGUCCGAAGAGUAGAUGUGUAACGGGAUUAGAUACGACUUUGUUUUGAUUUGAGAUUCCAGUCCGAUUCCUGGCUUAGGACUAUGAGGCGUUCCGCCCUUGAAAUGCCGUAUUAUGUACUGGGUUAGCUUCAUUUUGUAUCGUAUAGCCGUAUAUUGUGUGUAGAACUCCCAACAUUAGCUCUGUUGUUCAUUGUUGUAAUAUUUACAUGACAAAUAUGUAUAUGGUCAUGGGUUUGAUUUGAGCU
Amaranthus tricolor (Joseph's coat) is the source of this 2314-nucleotide messenger RNA. RefSeq names its product mannosyl-oligosaccharide 1,2-alpha-mannosidase MNS2-like. Gene Ontology annotation, cellular component: endoplasmic reticulum; Golgi membrane. Bases 380 to 2056 code for a protein of 558 amino acids. The record is from RefSeq and is a predicted model, not a curated record. NCBI's taxonomy places the organism in Eukaryota, Viridiplantae, Streptophyta, Magnoliopsida, Caryophyllales, Amaranthaceae. The transcript is spliced from 14 exons. Gene Ontology annotation, molecular function: mannosyl-oligosaccharide 1,2-alpha-mannosidase activity; calcium ion binding. Gene Ontology annotation, biological process: N-glycan processing; carbohydrate metabolic process.